Molecule: messenger RNA, 1485 nt
Organism: Penicillium lagena
Lineage: Eukaryota; Fungi; Ascomycota; Eurotiomycetes; Eurotiales; Aspergillaceae
Product: MFS transporter ACS family allantoate permease
Exons: 11
Coding region: 1-1485 (494 amino acids)
Biological process (GO): transmembrane transport
Cellular component (GO): membrane
Molecular function (GO): transmembrane transporter activity
Source: RefSeq, a predicted model, not a curated record
AUGGCAGCACCAUUGGAUAACCAAGCAAGCGUCCAAGACCCUGUCCCUGCGAAGGAGAUCGUCGUUGAAGAAGGAGAUAUCGCGCUUCAGUUUGCUGGAGAUGUGACCGAAGUGAGCCCGGAACUCAUCAGUCGCGUUCGUUGGAAGGUUGAUCUUUUUGUUUUACCUUUGCUUGCCCUUACAACUCUUUUGCAAUUUCUGGACAAGUCAACCCUCAGUUAUGCCGGUAUUUUUGGCAUCCUUGAAGAUCUGACCCUGUCAGGAGAAGAAUAUUCUUGGUUGGCUAGUAUCUUCUACUUUGGGUACUUUGCAAUGCAGCCAAUUGGAAGCUACCUUUUACAGAAAUUCGCACCGGCGAAGUGUCUCGCUGCCAGUGUGUUCUGCUGGGGCAUCAUCCUGUUUAUGCAUGUUAUAUGCAAGAACUGGGCUGGUCUGAUGGCUGUUCGAUUCUUCCUGGGAAUGGCUGAGGGGGUUGUCACACCAGCCUUUAUGUUGAUCAGCACCGGUUGGUACGCUCGCCAAGAUCAACCACUGCGAAUGGGUUUCUGGUUCUCCUUCAACGGUAUCGCACAAAUUGUCGGCGGUCUACUCGCUUACGGAUUGGGCCAUAUUCAUGUGAACAACAUCGCGCCGUGGAAAUGGAUGUUCAUCAUCACGGCAGCUCUCUCCAUUAUUUGGUCAAUUGUGCUCUUCCUAGCGUUACCAGAUUCCCAAUUGACAGCAUGGUUCUUGAAAGACGAUGCCGAGAAACAUGCGGCCAUUGAGAUGGUUCGGGAGAAUAACACCGGUAUCCAUAGCAGGAAGUUCAAGAAGAAACAGGCCAUGGAAGCAUUAUGUGACCCCAAGGCUUGGAUGCUGUUCCUCAUGGCUCUAGUGUGGAAUAUUCCCAAUUCGGUUGCAACGUUUGGCAAUCUCCUUGUGGAAAACUUCGGGUACUCUACUCUUGAAACAACCUUGCUCGGAAUGCCCGCUGGAGCGUUGGAAUUUGUGAUCAUGCUGAUUAUCACCUACGUGUGCAUCUCAUUCAACAACACUCGUGUGUAUUGCAUGACAGUGGCUUUAGUUCUCGCACUGGUGGGAUCCGUUAUGGUCUAUGCAGCGCCCUAUGACAAUAAAGGUGCUCUUCUUGCGGGUUACUACUUGAUUUACGUUUUCCCAACUGGUUAUAUUCUCCUUCUGUCGUUGGCAUCUGCCAAUAUCGCCGGUCACACGAAGAAGGUUACUGUUAAUGCGAUGCUUCUAAUUGGUAUCGCCGGGCCUCAAUUUUUCAAAAAUAAGCAGGCACCUCGCUAUGGCCUUGGAAUUGGAGCCUGUCUGUGUUCGUUUGCCAUACUCAUCGUUUUGGUUUUGGUGAUGGGAUUCUACCUCAACUGGCAGAAUAAGAGACGUCAAUCUGACCGUUCAACAUCGGAGGCAGCUGUUGAGAAUGUCGAGUUUUUCGAUUUGACGGACGAGACUAACCCCGGUUUUGUAUAUGUGUAUUGA